AUGCCAGGAAACCUCGUCUCCCCGCCUGGUUCAAACACUCCUCCAACAGGCCGUACAAAGUCAAACGCUUUACAUUCCGCCUCCGAACCCGUUAGAUUCCGCUCUCGCCAUGGCUCAGAGCCAAUAAAUGCAGGCGCUCUUGCAAAGGCGCUUCAGGACUUUGAAAAUGUUGGCCGUCAAAGGGAAAGAACCCCUGGUAGUAGUCCGUGUCGGAAGCGACAGAGGGUAUACGGCGACAGGUUUAUUCCCAACCGUGAAGGACAAGACCUACAAGCAAGCUACAGCCUGUUGCAUGAAGAUGGCUGUCCUUCUACUCCGUCCAAGGGGAAGAGAAGACCUCCACACGGGGAAAUUCAUUUCCAAAAGAGUAAGGGUGCUGUCUGCAAUUUGAACGAAGGUAUUCUGUCUGACAAGCCUGUUGUAGCGGAGGAAGCAAACCGAACAUAUUCUCGAGUCCUUCGCAAUGAAUUCUUCGGCGACACCGUUCCACAGUCAGACCUGCACACGCUCUCACCCGAGCGAGCCAGCAACUCCCUUGAUCCUACCCGUUCGCACACCCCUCCAUCACAUAAGGCUGCCUCAUCCUUACCUCCAGCAAGCAUCACGCCUUCGACUCCGAGCAAAAACCUCUUCUCCUACUCUUCACCGAGAAAGGUGUCUGGAAACCCGACACCGUCUCGAACUCCCCACAGCGGCUCCAAUUUCAACGCUCAUUCCGAUAUCUACAGCCUGUCCCCAAUACGGUUUGAUAGCCAGCGAAUACUGCAAAGUCUGCGGAAGCAGCCAAGAUAUGUGAAUAAGGUGCCAUUCAAAGUCCUGGAUGCUCCCGAUUUGGCAGAUGACUUCUAUCUCAAUCUCGUAGACUGGGGAAGUACGAACAUUCUCGGAGUGGGAUUGGGGUCUGCUGUCUAUAUGUGGGACUCCGUCAAUGGCAAUGUUACAAAACUAUGCCAACUUAACGAAGAUACCGUUACCAGCGUUAGCUGGAUCCAAAGAGGAACCCAUCUCGCUAUUGGAACAGGUAGAGGCUUUGUUCAAAUCUGGGACGCGGAAAAUUGCCGGCGCUUGCGGACCAUGACUGGACAUACCCUUCGGGUAGGGGCCCUUGCCUGGAACGAUCACAUUCUUACUUCUGGCUCUCGCGACCGAAUAAUCUAUCAUCGUGAUGUUCGUUCUCCCGACCAGUAUCUCCGUCGAUUGACGGGCCAUAAGCAGGAGAUUUGUGGCCUCAAAUGGAACACGGAGGACGGCCAACUUGCAUCGGGUGGCAACGACAACAAGUUGCUAGUCUGGGAUAAGCUGAGUGAAACUCCGCUGUACCGCUUUUCCGACCAUACGGCGGCCGUCAAAGCUAUCGCUUGGUCGCCCCAUCAACAUUCCUUGCUCGCCUCAGGUGGAGGCACUGCGGACCGAACCAUCAAGUUCUGGAACACCGCCACCGGGAGUCUCAUCAAAGAAGUGGACACGGGCAGCCAGGUUUGCAAUCUGGCUUGGUCUAAAAAUUCCGACGAGAUCGUCAGCACGCACGGCUACAGCCAGAACCAGAUUGUAGUGUGGAAAUACCCUCGCAUGGAACAAAUUGCAUCGUUGACGGGCCACACGUUCCGUGUGCUAUAUCUGGCAAUGAGUCCAGACGGGCAGACUGUGGUAACGGGGGCGGGAGAUGAAACUCUACGGUUCUGGAAGAUAUUCAACAAGAAAGGGAUAAAGGAUCACGGCCGCGAGAGCAAGCUGGCCGGGUUGACUACGAUUCGAUAG
Molecule: messenger RNA, 1758 nt
Organism: Coccidioides posadasii C735 delta SOWgp
Lineage: Eukaryota; Fungi; Ascomycota; Eurotiomycetes; Onygenales; Onygenaceae
Source: RefSeq, a predicted model, not a curated record